Messenger RNA from Cajanus cajan (pigeon pea), 2459 nucleotides. Its product is annotated as alpha/beta-Hydrolases superfamily protein. Gene Ontology annotation, biological process: lipid metabolic process. NCBI's taxonomy places the organism in Eukaryota, Viridiplantae, Streptophyta, Magnoliopsida, Fabales, Fabaceae. The record is from RefSeq and is a predicted model, not a curated record. Gene Ontology annotation, molecular function: glycerophospholipid phospholipase A1 activity.
UUGAUUUGAUUUGAUUUUGUUCUGUUCAACACAAAUCGAAGAAGACAGGAACCUGAAGAUUCUUUGGGUUCCACCAUUCCCUGCUCUCAUUCUCCUUUCUUCUUUCUCUGCAAACCAACACACAACACAACCAUUAUAAUAACAACCAUAACAAUACACAAUGGAUACUCUCUGUUUACAAACCAGUAUUCGUGGGAUAGUUCCUUCCAUUCCCAUAACUGCAACAACCGCACGUGCCAAUGAUUAUGUUUCACAGUCUCAGGUUAACGCGGUGGGACAUUCUUCUUUGUUUUCCAAAUUCUCCUUUAGAUUCCCUUUGAAGUCUUUAUGGCCACAUCAAUCAGCGGGGAAUGCCUCCGGCUACAACGGUCUCGCCGUUGAUAACGUUGUUUUGGCGGAAAAUGGAACAGCGGAAACAGAAGGAGAAGAAGAGGGUCAGAAUGGGAACUGGGUUUUCAAGAUUUUUCAUACAAGGUCUGUUUGGGGAGGGGAACACAAGAGCCAUGACCAUGAUGAAGAGGAUGAACAAGUUGUGGCUAAUGAAGAGGAAGAGUGUGAUGGUUGCAUGGUUGAUGAUGAUGAUGAUGAUGAUGAUCAUGAAGAAAAUGAAGAGGUUGUGUUUGACAGAGACUCGUUUUCGAGAAUGCUUCGAAGGGUGUCAUUGCGCGAAGCCAGAUUAUAUGCACGCAUAUCCCACUUGGGGAAUUUGGCAUACUCUAUUCCCAAAAUCAAACCAGGGAACCUCUUAAAAAACUGUGGUCUGCGUUUUGUAACUUCGUCCAUAGAGAAGAAGUUAGUCAUGGAAGCUGAAAAAAAUCAGACAUCUACCACAACACAGAAUGAAGAAACAAAUGAGAAGGAUGAGAGAGACACAAAAGAGAAAAGCAAUGGUGGAUGCAAGACAAGUGCAUCUGCUGCAUAUGAUAUUGUUGUUUCUGCUGCAUCAUAUCUCAAUGCUCAGACAAGGAACAUACUUCCAUUCAAAUCUUCUGAUGCUGUCGAAGGUGAAGGUUCACUUGAAACAAGCAAUGAAAGAUUUGACAAUGAUAAGACGUUAAACAAGGAUGUGGCGGCUUUACGGGCAACUACAAAUUCAGUUACAGCAGUAGUUGCUGCAAAUGAGGAAGUAAAACAGGCUUUUGCAGAUGAUUUGAACUCAACAAGAUCUUCACCUUGUGAAUGGUUCGUAUGUGAUGAUGACCAGACCUCUACAAGAUACUUUGUGAUCCAGGGCUCCGAGUCUUUUGCAUCAUGGCAAGCAAACCUACUAUUUGAGCCAGUUCAAUUUGAGGGGUUUGAUGUGCAUGUACAUAGAGGUAUAUACGAGGCUGCAAAAGGGACAUAUCAGCAAAUGUUACCAGAAGUUCGUGCUCACCUAAAAUCUCAUGGUUCCCGUGCAACUUUUCGUUUCACUGGUCAUUCUCUUGGGGGGAGUUUGGCAUUACUUGUGAAUCUUAUGUUGUUGAUAAGGAGUGAAGCACCGUUAUCAUCUCUGCUUCCCGUGAUAACAUUUGGCGCACCAUCCAUCAUGUGUGGAGGUGAUAGUUUACUUGACAAGCUAGGAUUGCCACGGAGCCAUGUUCAGGCAAUCACAUUGCACAGAGACAUAGUUCCACGAGCAUUUUCUUGCAAGUACCCUAACCAUAUCGCCGAACUACUAAAGGCUCUUAAUUUUAACUUCCGUAAUCAUCCUUGCCUUAAUAACCAGAAACUGUUAUAUGCACCAAUGGGUGAACUGCUGAUUCUACAGCCAGAUGAGAAUUUUUCGCCAAGUCAUCAUCUUCUGCCCUCAGGCAGUGGUCUAUAUCUUUUGAGUGGUCCUUUCUCAGAAUCUAAUGACACGACAAAAGAACAUAUUUACGCAGCUCAAAUGGUGUUCUUGAACACACCACACCCACUUGAGAUAUUAAGUGACCGAUCUGCCUAUGGUUCUGGAGGAACCAUUCAAAGAGAUCAUGACAUGAAUUCAUACUUAAAAUCUGUGAGAACCGUGAUUCGCCAAGAACUUAACCAGAUUCGCAAGGCAAGGAGAGAUCAAAGGCGAAAGGUGUGGUGGCCUCUGGUGGCGCCACGUGGAAAUGAUGCGGGCAUGGUUGUUGGGAGGUCCGUGAUGUCUGUUAACAUGAUUCAUCAAGAGCAGUCUCCAUUCUCUGGCAUCAUUCAGAUAAGUAGAGAGUCAUUGAAUAGGUUCAGUAGUCUUGUUGCGUCCCAACACAUGCAAUUGUUUAUAGUGUUCCUUUUUCCUGCACGGUUGUUACUCGUGGGAGCAUGCAACUUGAUUAGCUUAAGAUGAAAAGAUGAACAUUCUUAAUUUUUGUGAUGGGAGAGUUGUAUAGGAAGGGCACGUUGUUGGUGGGACAAUUAGAUCAUUCUUUAUUCGUUCAUUUCAAAAUUCAUUGUAUCUCUCCUCAAUAGUAAUUGUAUAGAAAAUAUUGACAAACACAAUUCUAUUUGGCUAA